This is a messenger RNA of Gasterosteus aculeatus aculeatus (three-spined stickleback), 2080 nucleotides long. The record is from RefSeq and is a predicted model, not a curated record. Lineage: Eukaryota; Metazoa; Chordata; Actinopteri; Perciformes; Gasterosteidae.
ACGCCGCAGCCCGCGGCCCCGCCCCUCCGCGCUAUCACAUGCAUCUGGGACUCCUCGCUGGAUGGGAGAAAAAAAAAAGUUUGGAGCUGCAAUCACUUCUCUCUCCAACUCAGUUUCCCAUAACUUUUUUGUGUGGGGGGGCGAAGGAGGGGGGGCUUUCUUGUUUUGUUUUGUUUUUCUCCACUUGAGACGACUUUUUAGGUCAACGUGGGCAUCGGGAAUCGGUGUCCGUCUGAGUGUUUUCCCGGCUGUGAUUUUUCCAGUUUUAUUUCUCCUGCAGGAAUACUGGGGGGGAGAGAGAGAGAGAGAGAGAGAGAGAGAGAGAGAGAGGGAGAGAGAGGGAGAGAGAGGGGGAAACGUCCCGACUGCUUGAAGAUUUUCGUUUCGACACCCGAAACUUUUGGGCGACAUGGACGCGCACCGCGGCGCGCCUCCGGUCGGGCAGCAGAUCGUGCACGUCCGCGGGGACUCGCAGACGGAGCUGGAGGCCCUGUUCAGCGCCGUGAUGAACCCCAACAAGUCGGCCAGGCAGCCGUCCUCUCUGCCCAUGAGGAUGAGGAAGCUGCCGGACUCCUUCUUCAGGCAGCCGGACUCCCGAGGCCACUCCAGACAAGCCAGUUCGGAUGGAGGUGUGUGUGGCUCCCUAACUCCUCAUCACGUCCGCGCCCACUCGUCCCCUGCCUCCCUUCCAGUCAACUCGCUCUCCACUCAAGCGGCAGAUGUGGCGGCAGCAACAGUCGUACCUGACGACGUGCCACUCCCCCACGGUUGGGAAAUGGCCAAAACGCCUACCGGCCAACGAUACUUCCUCAAUCACCUGGAUAAGACGACUACUUGGCACGACCCUCGACUGUCGCAGCUUCAGUCGGCUGCAGCUCAGCAUCCCAUCGCUGGCACGCCGGUCCACGCCCACUCCCUCAGCAACCCGGCCCCCACCACGCAACAACAGAACACCAACCCAGAGACAGGUCCGUUGCCUGAAGGCUGGGAGAAGGCUGUGACUGCAGAUGGAGAGGUGUACUACAUCGAUCACAUAGAUAAGACCACCGCAUGGGUCGACCCGCGUCUAGCCCAGAAGAUGAAAUCUGGCAUCCUCGGCUUGGCACUGCAGCAAAGGCAGGAAAAGGAAAGGCUCCGAUGCAAACAAGGCCUCCCUCCGCAAAUCACACAGGAGGCAGGAGGAAGGAACCAGAUGCCCGGUGGGAUGGACCAUGACAGGAACGCACAGACGCUCGUCCCUCCUCUGGAUGUAAGGAUCAGAGCCUCCAGCCACGAACCCACACUUAAUGGCGCUCACUCUCGCAACGAGAGCACUGACAGCGGUCUGAGUGUUAGCAGCUUACCUCGCUCAUCGGACCACAUGUUGAGCUCUGUGGAUCACAUGGACACUGGUAACACACACACACACACACACACACACACCUACAUAAACACACCGAUGUCAGAAAGAUGGUGCCAGGGUUCCCACAGUAUGAAAGUGGUAAAGGCAAUCAGCUUUAUUUUUUGUAAUUAAAAAAACAUAUUAUAUAUUACAGCAGUCAUUUUUCUAAAGACGUUACAGAUCAUUUGACAUAAUUUAUAUUUUAAUUGACAACAACCGCAAACCCAAGUGAGUCAAUAGGAAUACAAGGAGAAAAAGAGAGCUGUGUGUGAACUGUUGCGAUGCUAAUUAAAUGCACAAAUGGACACAUUAAACGAUAUAACAGAAAACGGCUUUGACUUGCAGCUACUUUAUUAUCUUUACUCUCUUCUACAACAUGCUUCCGAAUGAUGCCUUGGUGGUGCAUAAAUAUGCAUUUUAAAUUACUACUUGUGUGUUCUUUUUUUACUCUGGAAAAAAAUGUUGGUGGAUUUUUAUCAGAAAUUGAAGAUCAAAAAAACUUAAAUGUGCAUUUUAACGUGUUCAUACACCCUUUCUGUGUGAUUUACAAACUGAACACAUACUGAUCACAUACUUCUCCUAGGUGACUCCGGGGAGACCUCCUCGAUGACCGUGCAGGAGUCGAUGUCUGUGCUCCCGAUGUCGGAGGGGGAGGAGUUGAUGCCUUGCAUCCCGGAGGGUCUCAGUUCCGACCUUCUA